Molecule: messenger RNA, 1716 nt
Organism: Miscanthus lutarioriparius
Lineage: Eukaryota; Viridiplantae; Streptophyta; Magnoliopsida; Poales; Poaceae
Source: the annotation of a GenBank genome assembly
AUGGCUCUGCUCCGCCUCCACCUCCACCUCCCGAGGCCUCCGCUGCCCGCCCGCCGCAACCCCGCCCUCCCUUCCGCUCUCUCCUCCUCCACCACGUCGUGCUUAUGGCGCGGCCAUCUUCCCCUCCUCGCGCCUCCUCUGCUCCAGUCGCCCCGCCUCGCCCCCGGACGACGCCUCCGCCGCCCUGCCCUCCAUCGUCGCCGGCCUCCUCGACUACCUCAACGAGUCAUGGACGCAGUUCCACGCCACAAGUUCGUCGGCAGGCCGCUCCCCUUCCCCGUCCCCUCGUCGUCCUCAUGCCCGCCCACUGUUCGGCGAUAUGACUCCUCGCUAGCGCGCCACGCAUUCCGCUACCGCCACGCUCUCACUUCCUUCUCCGUGCUUCCAGCUGAGGCCAAGAGGCAGCUGCUCGACGCGGGCUUCAAGCUGCUCAGCGAGAGUGAUGACUGGGACCUUCAGCCCGGCGGCCGCUACUUCUUCACGCGCAACAUGUCCUGCUUGGUCGCCUUUGCCAUCGGGGAAAAGUACAGAGUUGGGAACGGUUUCAACAUAAUCGCAGCCCACACUGAUAGUCCCUGUCUCAAGCUCAAACCCAGGUCUGCCACCAUCAAAUCUGGCCACCAGAUGGUCAAUGUGCAGACGUACGGAAGUGGGCUGUGGCAUACAUGGUUCGAUAGAGAUCUAACUUUGGCUGGGAGAGUCAUCCUCAAGGCUACAGAUGGUUCCUUUAAGCAUAAGCUUGUCAAACUCACCAGGCCGCUGAUACGUGUACCUACGCUGGCUAUCCAUCUUAACCGCACAGUGAAUACUGAUGGGUUCAAGCCUAACCUAGAGACUCAUCUUGUUCCACUUCUUGCAACAAAACAUGAAGACACUACAAAUUCUGAUGACAAAAGCUCUAGCUCUACAAAAGUCACCCACCAUCCACUACUUUUGCAGAUUCUCUCAGAGGAAAUAGGUUGUGACUCAGAUGAAAUAAUUGGUAUGGAGUUGAAUGUAUGUGAUACCCAGCCUAGUUGCCUUGGUGGGGGAAACAAUGAGUUCAUCUAUUCUGGAAGACUGGAUAAUCUUGCUUCAUGUUAUUGUGCUCUCAGAUCUCUCAUGGACUCUUCCAAGAUGGCAGAACAAUUAUCCAAUGAGAAGGCCAUAAGAAUGGUUGCUAUGUUCGAUAAUGAGGAGGUGGGUUCAGAUUCAAUGCAAGGGGCUGGUGCACCAACCAUGUUCCAGGCUAUGAGACGAAUCAUCGAUUCCUUGAUGCAUCAGUCGAUGGGGGAGGGAGCUUUGGAACGUGCAAUACAUUCUUCAUUCCUUGUUUUGGCGGACAUGGCUCAUGCUCUGCACCCAAACUAUGCCGAAAAGCAUGAAGAGUGCCACAGACCAGAACUACAGAAGGGACUUGUCAUCAAGCACAAUGCUAACCAACGUUAUGCCACAAGUGCUGUUACAGCUUUUCUCUUCAAAGAAAUAGCAAGGAUUCAUAAUCUUCCGGUUCAGGAAUUUGUUGUAAGGAAUGAUAUGGGAUGUGGCUCCACCAUUGGACCCAUACUUGCUUCUGGUGUUGGCAUACGGACUGUAGAUUGUGGUAUCCCUCAGCUUUCGAUGCAUAGUGUACGAGAAAUGUGUGGUAAAGAAGACGUGGACACAACAUACAGACACUUCAAAGCUUUUUUCGAGAUGUUUUCUGAUAUCGAUAGGAAGUUAAAUGUAGAUUUUUAA